Molecule: messenger RNA, 452 nt
Organism: Radiomyces spectabilis
Lineage: Eukaryota; Fungi; Mucoromycota; Mucoromycetes; Mucorales; Radiomycetaceae
Exons: 1
Coding region: 109-366 (85 amino acids)
Source: RefSeq, a predicted model, not a curated record
AAAUACAGCACUCAGGAUAGUUCACUUACAGAUCAAUAUAUUUAGUGGCAUUAUUUUGAUUCACGGUCAAGUCGAUUGUCUCCUCAAAGUCAGAGAUCCGAACACUCUAUGGAUCACUUAGUUUCGGAACUCGUGCUAGUGAUACACUCACUUACUUUCUUCGAUGGUUUGGAUGCGUGGCACACACCAUCUUUUAAGAAAUAUUCUUUCAUUCAUUCAGCUUCCUUCAUCUCAGUUAAAGCUGUCAAUGGGAUCUUUUGGAAAAUUGCUUCAAUGUCGAACUUGAUCAAUUCUCGUUUGUAUUUGUCUGUCUCAGCAAUAUGCGUCAUGAGGUUGAUUUCGAAAUUGCGUUGCAGAUGGAUGUAACAAAGGAUAUUAUGCGCUUCACGGCAAACAAUCGAGAUUGCUAAGCGCAGAGGGUCACUAUUUUGUGCGUCACCGUAACAGAUGGA